CAAGGGUUUCAUUUCAGUCUUUGGAGACCCAGUCUGAGUGUCUGUCCCCAGAGCCUCAGUUCCUGCAGGACACCGACAUGGAACAGGGACUCACUGGGGGCUUUCACAUGGAAUCCCAAGAGGGUGGCUAUUGGUUUAUCGUAUUUUACAAGCCCAACAUCCUUUUAAAAACAUGGAUUAUUUGUUAUAUGUUGUCACUUAGACACAAAAUUGGCACUCAAUGAGUAGCUCUUAAUUAAAUGAAUCAAAAGAAUUACAAGAUACAAGAUACAUGAUCCCUGCUAUCAAAGAGUUUAUAAAUCAGGAUUUCCAAUUUCCAAGCCUGAUGGGAUCUCUCAGCUGGAACAAGAUCUACAGGUCUUUGAUCUGGAAACUAAGAAUAGAGAAGUCUUAAGAGAUGACUGCUCAGAUGGAGAAGCCAGAGAAGAGAACAAGCUGUUGAUUCCUAAGCAGAAAAUUUCAGAAGUUCAUUCAUACAAAAUGAGAGUAGGAAGACUCCAAAAGGAUAUCGCCCAAGUUCCUGAGACUAGAGAAGUAUAUAAACCUGAGGACAGAUUAGAAAGGCUUCAGGAAAUCCUAAGGAAAUUUCUAUUCCUGGAGAAAGAGUUUAGGCAAAUAACAAUCAGCAAGAAAACUUUCACCAGUGAGAAGAACAAUGAAUGUAAUGAACCUGAAAAAAGCUUCAGUCUGGAAUCUGUCCUUGAUACAGACCAGAGAGAUCUUAGAAUACAGAACAUUGAAGACAUUGAUAAGUAUGACAUUAGCCUCAACCAGAAUUCAGCUGCUGAGAAACAUGAACAAGUAAAUCUAACACAGGAUUUUCAGAGUAGUGAAUAUAAAGAAAGCUUAAUGGAUCUCUCCCACCUUAGUAAAUGUGAGAGCAUUCCCACCUCUGAGAAAUCCUAUAAAUGUGAUGCAUGUGAGAAAAUCUUCCAUCAGAGCUCAGCCCUUUCUAGACAUCAGAGAAUUCAUACUAGAGAAAAACCCUACAAAUGUAAAGAAUGUGAAAAAUCUUUCAGUCAGAGCUCAAGUCUUAGUCGACAUAAAAGAAUACAUAGUAGAGAAAAACCCUAUAAAUGUGAAGCGUCUGAUAAAUCCUGUGAAUUAUCUGAUAAGUCCUCUAGUCAGAGCUCAAGCAUAAUGAAGCAUAAAAGGAUUCACACCAGAGCAAAAUCUUAUAAAUGUAGCAAUUGUGAAAGAGUCUUCAGUCGUAGUGUACAUCUAACUCAACAUCAGAGAAUUCACAGAGAGAUGCCCUGUAAGUGUACUAUAGGUGGCAGUGACUUCUAUCAUACCUCAUACCUAGUUGAACAUCAGAAGGUUCACUGUGAAGAGAAAGCCUAUGAAUACAAUGAAUGUGGGAUGGCCUUUAUUAAGCAUCAAGGAAUUCGUCUCAGAGAAAAGCCCUAUACAUGUAAUGAAUGUGGAAAAGACUUCAGGUUGAAUUCCCAUCUUAUUCAGCAUCAAAGAAUUCACACAGGAGAGAAACCACAUGAAUGUAAUGAAUGUGGAAAAGCUUUCAGUCAAACCUCAUGCCUUAUUCAGCAUCACAAAAAUCAUAGAAAAGAUAAAUCCUCUGAGUGUAAUGAUUAUGAGGAAAAUUUUAAUCAUAGCUCAGAUGUUCUGCAACAAGAAGUCCUCACCAGAGAAGAAGCCUUUGAUUGUGAUGCAUGGGAAAAGAACCUCAUUCAGAGAGCACAACUUGUUCAGCAUCAAAUAAUUCAUACCAAAGAGAAACCUUAUGAAUGUAAUGAAGGUGGGAAGACAUUUAGUCAAGUUCAGGCCUCAUUCAACAUCUGAGAAUUCACUCCAGGGAGAAAUUGUGUGUACUGAAUGUGGUAAAAACCUUCAGUCAUAGCUCAACCUUUAUUCAGCAUUGGCGAAUCCAUACCAGAGAGAAACUCUCUGAAUGUGAUGAAUGUAGGAAAGUUUUUAGUGCUAAACUCUUAAUGCCUGUAAACCCAUACCAAUGAGAAAACCUGCGAAUAUAUUGAAUGUGGUAAAUGCUUCAUGUUAUGUUCAUUCCUUAGUCAUCAUUGGAGAAUUCACACAGGAAUAAUAUUCCAUCACUGUAAUGAAUGUGAAAAAGCCUUCUUCAAAGAAAUUACCUUGUUCAGCAUCAAAUUCAUUCCAUGCAGAAAGCCUAUGAAUGUAAUAAAUGUGUGUGUGUGUAUGAAGAUUCAGUCAUAUUUCAAUCCUCAUUCAACAUCAAAGAAUCCAUACCCAAGAGAAGCCAUUGACUAUAGGAGUUCAAGUCUUUUUCAUCAUCAGAAUAUCUACACCAGACCAGAAUCUGAUAUAAUUCAAAUGGAAAAAAUUUACUGCCAUAUUUCAGGCUUUACACAACAUUGAAAUAUUGGAGAGAAAAUUGUUGAUUAUUUGUAUAUGAAAUCGUUAAUAUAUAGUACCAGUCUUUUUCCCUUGCAGAAGAAUCUAGCCUAAGGAGUGACAUGGUGAAUGCAGUACUGUUUUCUCAUGGCAUUCUUUAAUAUAAUAGGUGUUGUAAGUAACUAUGUAUACUUUAUUUAUGGAAUUCGUUGAAGCUAUUUUUAUUUUAAUAUGGCUUAUAAACAUUUUUCCUGAAAUUGGUAUGUAACAUGCACAGCUUCCCUAAGAUAUUGUAAUUACACCAAUGUUAAAACAGCAGCAUCUGAAAGUAGCUCAUUUAGCCUUUUCUCCUGUUCUCAGCCCAAGUUCUCUCCAAAACAAACUGUUAGGCCUGCUCUUUUCUGGAGACCCUAUUUCCUGUUUGUUUCCAGCCACAACACUUGGAUUCCUGUUGAUUUCUCCAUUCUCUUAAGCGCCUUCAAAUGAUGAUUUCCUAGUUUUAAGCUUUACACCAGCAGGUAUGCCAUCUCUACUUGAUGUUGCUGUUCUGGUGUCUUCUUUCCCAAAAUGAAGCAUCUUCUUUUAAAAGAAUUGGAUUUCCACGUCCUGUUCACCUAUGAGUAUGAAGGAUUCUGCCUUCCCUGAGUUUAUGAUGGGCAGCUAAACAUUUUCAAGUGAUGCCCAAGUUCUUAGCUGCCUUGUUUGCAUCCAUAGCCCACUAAAAAAGAUGAUAAGGACAUCAGGGAGCCAAAAAGACUCCUUGUGGUGUAACUACAUUCAUUCGGCAUCUACUCUGCAUGUCUAAGUUUAGAAUUAUUUUAUAUACUUCCAUUGAAGGCCAGCAAAAUGCUCAGGUCUGCUUUUGAUAGGGCAAAACAUAAAGAACAUAUACUAAAAGAUGAGAGAGCUUCAUAAGGCAGAGGGCUCAGCCUUCCAAUAAAGAUAUUGCCUUUCUUAUGUAAUAUCUCUAAAGAGUAUUUCAAGAGAGUUGGAAAUUCUGUUCCUGGUAAAAUUUUAAUAAUUAAGAUUGCUUCUUUAUCUAUUUCCAUUGCCACCCCCAAUCUCCCCUCAACAAUCUAGGACAGUAUUUGAAGUGUGGGGGUGUUGUGUAUAGUUAUUUAUUCAUUAUCACAUUUUUUAUAUUUUAUUAGCGUCUACAGGCCAUAUAAAAGAACAUGAUUUUCUUGAUUGAUAAAAUGAUCACAGAUGUUGGCUCCAGAGUUCAGGGUCACCAUCAUAACACCUAGCAACAGCUUAUGAUUCUUUACAUGAUGUCAAAGCAUUUUAUUAUAUUUUUCCAUCUUAAGCUUCAUAAUAUUUUGUGAAUAAGACAAGUGUUAUUUAAAAUUCUAGUUGUCAUUCCAGCAAUUGAGGUCUUCAUAGUUCAGAUGUUAUAAUAUUCCACGAGGGAUCCUCAACAAAUAGAUAAAAAUGUUACUUACUUUAUAAGCAUUUUACGGCUAACCGCUAGGAUAGUUCUACCAGUAUAUUGUACCUCUUAGCCAUCAGCAAGCAUAGGAUCUAAUCAGGGCAAGGUAGGGAUCUAAAUGGAUUGAUCUAAAUGUAAAAUCAAAUGAAAAUGCAUGUUUUUUGUUUUGUUUUUUUCUGUCAAUGAAUGUGUAUACUUUUAUGUAUAGAGACCAAUAGUCACCUAUGGUGAUUAUGAAACAGAUGAUUAAGUAAUCCCUAAAUAGCAGAAUAUAUAAAAUCACAUGUAUGCAUUUGAUUUAGGAAUGUGCUUUUGUAUUUCCACUUGAAUAAAGGUGUGUUUGAUACUCUGAGAAUUUGUUUCAAAUAAAAUCUGAAGGCCUUAGCCAUAAACAUUUGGACAUUUGGGAAUCACCUUUCUGGCUGCAACUCAGUUUCUUCUAGAAACCUGUUUCAUAACAAGAGUAGAUCAUUCUCCUGCAUAUUGAUACACACCUGCUCUUUCACAGAACUCUUGAGGAAUAAGUGUGUGUUUAAAUAAAUAAAACACAUUUUAUGAAUUAGAAACCAAAUAUCCUUGAGUUCACUUUAAGCUUGCUGAUAUUUAAUUGGUCCAAUAUAAUAUGAGUUUGUGUUCUUAUUCUUUUUAGUCUUGAUGUUGGAGGGGGAAGAGAAGAAAUAUAAUAGUUGAGAGCCACCUAAUUUUAUCUUUAUCUGUCCACCCACCUACAUGUACAUGUGUGUAUGUUCAUAUUCAGACUUAAUUCUCACAUCUCUGCAAGGGAACUAGCUUCAUUUUACAGAGGAACUAAGGUAUAGAGAAGUUGAAGAACUUAUUAGGGUCACCACAGCAAGUUCAAAGUUAGGUGUGUUUGACUACAAAAUUUUCCACCAUCAUGAAGUUGGUAUUAGAUACCAACCAGAGAAGUUUUCUUUGAUCACCCUCAUUCUUGUUACACUCCAGUGAUUCACUAGUAUCAGUUUGCAACUGAUCCUAAAUGCUCCCAGAGCUCUCUGGAAUAUUAGAAGAAAAGAUCCCAGUAUCUUUUGGGAGUUAGUCAGAGAUGACCCCCCUCCCCCGAAAUAGGCUUAGACAAUUUUGACAAGAGGUCACAGAUCAAAGCUCCUGAAUUCCUAUCUCCUGCCAGGUCGCCACCACUCCUGUCACUGGAUUUACAUUUCCAUUUUUCAGUGCCCAAACAUGCUCUAAAUUUUGCUGCUAACUAGAACUUGCUGAUGGACAGGUAUUUUUACCAAGAUUUACUAUCACCUCUGGUUAUGUUAUAGCAGUGGAGCAAAGCAGUAUUCGGAAGAUCAAGUUUGAUUCCUAUGUUCUAGCUUGAGCAAAAGAGUAUCCAGAUAGAAGUAGACUGGAGAGAUAUGGGGUAUGCUGGAAGAGGAGCAAGGAGAACAUUUCAGGCAAGAGAGCAUGUCAGAAGGCCUACAGAUGAGAGUGUGACAUUUUCAUGGUAAUAAAUGAGCUCUCUGGAGAAAUGCCUCACCCAAGGUAUGAGGGUAAUUGAUGAAAUUUAAGAACGAAGUUCAAAAGAGACUCCUGGGGUAUCAUCUCAGUAAAGCAUAAUGGGAUUCCCACAACUACAAAUGUAACCUUAUCUACCCCUUCAUUCAGUAAUACAGUUGCCUGAUGCUAUGAUUUUCAGUGCUAGUCAAAGGAUACAGUUAACCUCAUCGAAUGAAACCAUCCAUUGAAUAAAGACAAAUUAGUUGUCAAAGCGAUAGCUUUGGAAUUAGACAUACCUAUGUUUGAAUAUUGCUGUUUACUAGCUGUGUGAUUUUGGAAAUUUUUCUUAGCUUCUCUAGUUUUCUUGUUUAUACAAUGUGGUUAAUAACAGCAUGAAAAUUAAAGAAAUAAUGUAAAAGGUACUGGUCAUAUAGUAGGUACCAGAAAGUUAUUAGUAUAAAUACUACUAUAAAAGCCAAUAAAAAUAGAAGACAGAUGUUUAGGUAGAAGAGAGAUACAAUGUAAAGAGAAUUAAUGAACAAGCAUUUAACAGUGCAGGACUAGUAUUGUCCAGGGUGGGAUGUUCUGAGUUUGGAGAACAUAAACAUGACCAGAGAAAACAUCAGGCAUCCUGGGCUGCCUACUGACAGGCACUCCUUGUUGGAGUCAGCAGACUGACAUCUGUGUCUUCCAAAAUUUGUACCAUAUGAGUUCAUAUUUUCAAAAUAUGAGUGCAUGAAAGAACUAUUGUUUAAUCCAAGACUAAGAGUGAUUUCAGUGAGAAAUCAGAUAGUGCCCUGUACAAAUCAACAAGAAAAUAAUGCUGGAAUUUUUUAUUUUCCUGAUGCAUCCUA
Molossus molossus (Pallas's mastiff bat) is the source of this 6072-nucleotide messenger RNA. It is a transcript of the gene ZNF655, whose product is annotated as zinc finger protein 655. Bases 481 to 1800 code for a protein of 439 amino acids. NCBI's taxonomy places the organism in Eukaryota, Metazoa, Chordata, Mammalia, Chiroptera, Molossidae. The transcript has 4 exons. Gene Ontology annotation, biological process: regulation of DNA-templated transcription. The record is from RefSeq and is a predicted model, not a curated record.